Messenger RNA from Paramuricea clavata, 15950 nucleotides. The record is from the annotation of a GenBank genome assembly. Lineage: Eukaryota; Metazoa; Cnidaria; Anthozoa; Malacalcyonacea; Plexauridae.
AUGACCAGUGAAAGUGAGGCGAAGGCUGUGAUAUACAAGAAAACUGCCGAGUAUCUUGACAGUGGAGUUCAGAUGAUUUUUGAAGACAGUGAUAGUGGAGUUCAGUGGUAUCUUGAAGAGGAUGCGCCAGAGCCAGUGAAGCCAGCGAAGAGACGAAAAUUAGUUAGUGAAGAAAUUUCAGAAAUCAAAUCGCACGCGAAUAUUUUGACCACUGAACACGACAAGAAAGAAGUUCUUCGGGUAUUUGUAAGUGACUUUGCUGGACAAUCAAUCUAUUACGAUACGCAUGGCUGCUUUGUGAAACCGCAUUGCCCUUAUGUUUUGGUUCACAACCUUUCUCUGGAGUUUGAUAAACCCGCCGUUCCCAGGUUUAAAGCAAGUGAGGAAGAGGAAGAGAUAGAGAUGAACAAUCCUCAUCUUAAUACAAAUUUAGAUAAUUUUACAUCAUGGCUGAAGUUUCUGCAAGGUUUAGGAGAAUACCAAGAUCAACAGUUUCCUUAUAAAUCUGGUCACUGUACCACUGCAAACGGUGAGAACUUUAGACUGCCACCAGUUUUAAUAGUUUUAACUCAUAGUGAUGAGGUGAAAGGCAACGACAGCAAAAUAAAUUGCGUACGAAAGAGAAUCAAGAAGGUCUUGUCUGGAGGAAAAUAUGAGAAUGUCGACCCACAGUUUUUCCUGAUCGACAAUACAUUGGAAAACGACGACGGAGACGACGUGCGAAAGCUUCGUAGAAAGCUUUUCGACCUCUCAAAUGGAGUCCUCGACCAGGAGAUUUCAAUGCCUGUGAAGUGGCUAGAUUUUGAAGUUGCUCUAAGCCGGAAACUAUUACCAGAUAGCAAGUAUAUUCCAGUUGACGAAGCUAAGCAGGAAGCGGAGGCCUGUGGCGUUGGGGAAUUUGAUCAAGCUAUCAAAUUUCUACACCGCCAAGGUGUGGUCGUACAUCACAGUGGAUCCAGCAAGGUUGUAUUGGACCCUCACUGGCUAAUGAAUCGCUUUACGACAGUGAUCUCCAUGCCUUGGCCAGGCACGCUCUUGAUCUGUUCAAGCAGAAAGGCAUUUUGUUUCGAGAAUAUCUUCAGACGCUGGAAGACGCAGAACUUUUAGAAGAGCUUAUGCAAAAGUUUAAUUUGAUUUGUCUUGACCAGUACGAUGGAAAGACAGCUUUUUAUGUCCCUUCAGUUGCCCCAGCUAUGGCACCAGGAAAGGAGUUAGAAGCUAGCAAAACGGAGUUGAAUGUUCCAUCGCUGUUUGUGACAUUUCCUCGCAAACUUGUGCCGAUAAGCCUAUUUACGAAGCUUCAAGUGAAGUUAAUUUCUGAGUGGAAAAAGCGCUUCCCCAAUCAACAAGCCACGCCUUCUUUCUACUGCAACUACUCCUUGCUUCCGCUUAUUAUAGACGGCGACGUGUAUGACGUUUGUUUAAUCGACCUCCAUGAGUUCAUCAAGGUUGCCGUUUUUCCAAAACAGGAUGGAUACCAUUUCAAGUUUGCCAGUCAUCUCCUAGCCACUCUGAAAAAGUGCUUGGACGACCUCAAAUCUCCAGACCAACUAUUAUUCAGCAUGACCAGCUAUGACCUCGAAGUGGAAUGUACCUGCUGCUUUGGUAAAGAAGAAAUAAAGUGUUCUCGUCAUCGUGAGAUCCAGUGCCAUUCAGACCGUUGUGGGCACCGCCACUUCUGGAAGCUUAGUGACCUUCAGAGAUUCUACAAUGAUAAAUCCCCUGCAGUUUGCCGGUUGGACAAACACUCAUCCAAGGUGUUUGACAUAAAGAGUGUAAAAAUUUGGCUCAAUAGUGGUAAGUGGCUAGCACUAAAGGCGUUUUUACUAUGCCAGUUUUGAAUUGUUUAUUUGACAAUUUUUAAUCAUAUUUAACAAUCAGAUAAGUGUCUAAUUAUUAAAUAUGAGUUGUAUAUUUUUCCUUAGUAUUAUAGUGAUGUAUCUGAUUAGUUGAUAAUUUCUGAGUGAAAUUCGACGAGCAUUAAUGGACUAUUUGCAUUACAGACUAAAUUUUGAUCUAGACAAGUCUAGACAAAAAUUUUAUCACAGCUUUAAAGAGCAUCACAAAAUUAGUAAUAUUCCAAAGUUUCGUUGCGAAAUGUUGUAAAAUGCGGAUAAUAUAGCCUUGCGAAGUUUGCCAUUUUUCAGUCAUUUUUCAUUCAUGCUACGACCGAUCUCAAGGACAUUCUGAACUGUUGGUAGACUCGCUUAUCUAAUUCAUUGUGGAUAUUAUGGAUAUUAUUGUGCAUGGAAAAUAUUUUGCUUGUAAGUUCUUGUUGAGUAAUUCAAAUAAAGAUUUGUGGUUCGGGUCUCCAUAAAAUGUCAACUUCAGGCCCAUAGACUCAAUAUAUGUCACACAUAAUAUAUCUAAAUCUAAGGACUGUCCAUGGGGGGUUACCCCCCAUGUUCAGGUUAAGGGUUUUGUGCCUUUGGUCAGGUUAAGGACUGUCCAUAGGGGUUUUGCGCUCCGAUUGGUCAGGGUAAGGACUGUCCAUACUGGGGUCUUGUGCUCUAGUUGGUCAGGUUAGGAUUGUCCAAGUGAAUCUUGGUCAGAUUAUCAGUGCCAGUUCAGAAUCAGUGCAGCUAAUAGGGUGUGACAUAUGAGUAGGCAUGAUGCUUGUCAUAUACUGUAAAUGGACUCUUCACAACCCCGAACCCCUCUCCCACAAAAUAAAGAUCUGUGUUUAAUAUUGUGUUGUCAACUUGGGUCAUUAAUCAAAAUUUAGCCUAUAAUGCAAAUAGUCUAUUGCACUGUUUUGCAAAUGUUAUGUGGUGGUAAAGUAUCUGCUGAUAAGCUAAAACGUUCUCUUAAAGACAUCACGAAAUAUCAGUGAGAUAUUUUGUGAUGUCUUUACUAGUGAAGAUGUCGAUGCAGACAGCACCGGCCAGAAUGUGUGCUGUUUAGUUUUCUGUUUGUUUGGUUAACUGAUAUAGAUGGUUUUAUAAUUAUAUUCUUGUGGUGAAAGCAAUAUUUUACUAAUUCGCUACGCUUAGGCCCGUUUCAUACGCCGUACUACACAUGUGCCGAAUACAUUAAAGACAAUAGAUAAUGAGCUGAAAUGCCUCAUUACCUAUUGUUUUUAAUGUAUUCGGCACAUGUGAAGUACGGCGUAUGAAACGGGCCUUAUUCAUAAAGUAUUAUUUGCACUUGGUACACGUCAUAAAUUAGCGGACAUAUUCAAACUCAUUUACAUAUCAAACAAAUUGAAAUAUCUCGGGAACAAAGCAUAAAAACAAGAAACUGGAAAAUAUAAAUUACACUACAACUUUCAUUUAAGAAAAUAAGAAAUUUCAUGUCAUAUACACUUUAAAAGCAAGAUUUCAAUUUCCAGAAGCAUAUAUUCGGAAAAUCACGUUUCACACAAUGUGCUUUGAAGCAAUUUUUGUUUGAAGAAAUGAGAAGAAUUGAUUUACUAUGGAAAAUCGUGAAAUAUAGGGCAAGUUUGCUUUGAAUGUUUAAUGUUUAUGAAUUUUGUUGCUUUAAUAAUUUUAAUAUUGCGCAAAACAUGCACGGCUGUUUUCCUUUUCAUUGAAGCUGUAAGUUUCCUAAAUUACCCUGUUUAAUUUAAGAAAAAAAGGUAAAUGUAAAGGAGAGCAAAUUAAUUUGAAGACCUAACUAAAAUUACUCAACAAUUUGAAGUAAAAAGACAAAUCGCAGCAGUUAAUCAAGUUAUGAUGAUCGGCAAAAGCAGUUUAGUUAUUAAAAUGAACAUUUCAAAACAUUUUACGAAGCGAUUCAGGUUAAAUUUUACAUUAAAUCAAAGCUCACAAAAUCCAGAACAACAUAACUACAGUACAUAUUUCGGAAAUUCAUUGUUAUAUAGUUAAAAGCAAUAAUCUUUCGACUAUUUUUGCCGUGUUGUGCAAAAGUAUAAUGAAAAUUAAAACGAUCGUGACUGACGUAAACGCGAACCUGCGUUCAGUGUUGAUCAAUUACUAAUACUUCAUGUUAAAUCAAUAUUUGGAAAAUAUGGGCGAGGGGUUGCUGCAUCCAUGUAUUUCUAAUCAGUUUACUAUUCAAUGAAUUGAAGUACUGUAUUUUGUAUUCUGCGAAGGUACAGCAAUGCGUGUUCUUGUUAACUUUUACAGUUUUAUUGAAAGAAAACGCUUUAAAAUGGCUUCAUAUUUAUUAAUAAUUCAAGCACGUUAGGUGAAAGAACAGCCCGAAAAUAAGUAAAACACACACCAAAUCAUUGUGGGAGAAUGGGUUCAGGGUGAAGUGAACCAAUUAUAUACAUUAUACUCUCAAACUCUGGUCAACCCAAAGACUCAUUAAGCCUUAUGUUUUCAUCCCGCACGCGUAUAUAUAAGACCUGCUAGGACAGACUGAAUGCUCCAUAGGAGCUCUGCCCGAAGGGUAGCGACCCCCUCUGAUAUAGACCUGAACCAAGGGGUGAUAAUCCCCUUGGACAGUACCUGCGAUUCGACUGAUUAUAUUUACAUAAAUAACCUGAGUCUAUGGGCCUGAAGUUGACCAUUGGGAACACUUCAACCCCGAACUAAAAUUUAUUUGUUUGAACAUAAACCAAUUUAAGUAUUUACAUAGCGAUAAUUUUCCAUGAGAAAAUUGUUCGAUAGUCUUUCUUGACAAAUUGUUCUUGAACAGUCCUUGCAUAACAUUAGUACCCAUACAGUACAAUGCACCAGAUACCAGGAACAUGAACGGGUGGGUGGGUGGAAAUUUUCUUUCUCGGUAACAAGACAUUGCUCUUUGUUGGGAUAUUUGUCAAAGUGAACUCCCUUAUCACAUUGACCUUUGUUCUGCGUGUUCGUUGUUGACAUAUAAUUGGUCAGUUGAUCUUUCAUUCGGUUUACACAUUGCCCAGAGAAACAUUUGAACUUUGGACUAUUGGAUAUCGCCUUUUUGUGGCUGUUGACAAGCUUAUCCUGUUACUAUGAGAUUAUAACCAGGUUUGAAGGUGACAAAUGUGUUGUCUCAUUAACUUGAAUUUAUAUAUUGUUGUAUAUAAAUUUGCUCAAAUAUGCCUUUUACAAAACAUGCAACGAACAACGAACGUUUUUCAAUAAUGUUCUCACGUGUUAAGGUCACGUGUCAUUCUUUAUCAAUGAAUGUCAACAAUGUUCCUAAUUUAUCUUUAUAUGUUCAUAUGUAUACUAGUAUAUCCUAACACCUCCACUCACACUCAGCUUCACACUGUCUAUGAUGAGUCUGGUUUACUUGGAUAAGUUCCCUAAUAAAACAGAACGAUGUUUCUCUACUUUAACACGCGGUAAAGACUUUGUUAAAAUGUCUGCUGUCAUCUCUUCAGUUGGGAUGUAGUGGGUUCCUACUUCUUCGUUUUCACUCUUUCUCGGAUGAAAUGUAAUUUUGUAUCGAUGUGUUUCGAUCGUUUGUGCAUUACUGGAUUAUGACACAUCUUGAUACACGACUGAUUAUCUUCUCCAAUAUCGGUUGUUUUUUCAUAGGAUAACCAAAAUCUUUCAUUAGUGCUCUAAGGUAGAUGCUUCUUGCACUGCUGCUGCCAUAGCUUGAUGUUCUGCUUCUGUAGAUGAUAACGCAACUGUUGCCUGUUUCUUUACUUCCCAGCUUACAGCUCCACCAUCACCUUCAAAUUUGAAGUAGUAGCCAGUUGUGGAUCUUCGAUCGUUCACGUCACCACUCCAAUCUGCAUCUGAAUCACCCAUAAGUUUAACGUUGGAAUUCUUAAGAAAGGUUAAUCAUAGAUUAAUUGUACCUUUAAGAUAUCUUAAGACGUGUUUUGCUGCUUUCCAAUGCGACAUAUCGGGAUUUUCAAGAAAUCUCGACAAUUGGUUGACAAUAUGAAGAAUGUCAGGAUGUGUUUGUUUCCCAAUGUAUAGAAGCGAUCCAACUAGACUUCGAUAUAACUUCGGAUUAACUAAUUCGUGCUCUCCGCUGGCUUUAACUAACUUGAGAUUGACUUCUCCAGGAGUUGCCAUAGGCUUGCAAUCACUCAUGUUGAACUGUUCAAGAACGCUCUCAAUGUAUCUCUCUUGAUCUAUUGUGAUCAUGUUCUCCGAUCUUAAAAUUCGCAUUCCCAAGAACCAGUGUAAAGUGUCUCGAUCGUCCAUCUUGAAAUUCUCUUUCAGUAUCGAUUUGAUUGCAUCAAUGAUUUCAUCGUUGACUCCCGCUACUAUGAUGUCGUCAACCCAUACCAGUACGUACGAAAACGUGCCAUCUGUUUCUUUCCUAACAAAGAGACAAUAGUCGUUGCGACUUCGCUGAUAACCUUUGCUGACGAGGAGGUUUGCUAGUGUUUCGUACCAAUUCUUUGCUGCUUGCGUAAGACCAUAGAUAGAUUUAUUUAAUUUGCACACUAGUUUCUGUCCGUUUUCUCCUUGCUUGACAAAACCUUCGUGUUGCUCAAGAUAAAUUUCUUCUUAAAUGGUUGAGUGAAGAUAAACUGAUUUUACAUCCAUUUGACCAAGAUGUAGAUCUUUCUGUGCUGCUAUUGCUAACAAUAUUCUGAAAGUCUCUGGUUUGCAUGUAGGGCGUAAGUAUCGGAGAAAAGUCCAAGCCUUCGACUUGAGCAAAACCUUUUGCUACGUAUCUAGCUUUGUACUUAUCAAUUUGUCCAUCUGCUCCAUACUUGACUUUGUAUACCCAUUUUCCAGGUAAAACUUUUCUAUCUUUCGGUUCUCGAACAAGUGUCCAAGUGUUAUUGUCCUCAAGCGAUUCGAAUUCUGCUUGCAUUGCUUGUUUCCAAUAUUUAGCUUGUGUUGAACUUACAGCAUCUUUGUACGUUUUUGUUUCGUUCCCCGCAGGAACGAAACGGUACUGUAUUUGGUUUCGAGCAAUUAUCACAGGAAAGUGACGUCAGAGAUCAAAGUUAUCCAAUCCUUUGCCAGUAUUCUUGCUGAAACGUCAAUUACAUUUAGAAUCGUCCAAUGAGAUGACCGCUCCUAGCAUAAGAAGUUUUUUGGAGGCGUGGCGUAUAAUCGGAAAUCUUAGUUAAUUGUAUAUCAACCUAUGAGAACAUGCUAACUUAACCUGAAGUUCAGGCCCUAAUUUUAAAUAGGGCCUGACACAAAACCUGUCUAGACCGUGGGACGCUCACAUGUUAUUUUUAGACACAGCAUGCAAUAUGAUUGACAAGUGUUAUAGAUUUCGUUACACAAAAAAAUUAUAUUCUCAUGAACAUGUCCGCAGAGUGUGCAUUUCGCUUUUUAAUUAAACUUUAAAAUUCAAGGUACUUUUAUAUAAUUAAGAGUCAGUUUCCCUAUUUAACCGAACAGCAAACGAAGAUUCAAUUAGUCAGUUCUGUGUACAGCUUGACUGCCAAGCUUUCUCAAGGUCUCAACUUGCUGGACGCGGAUAUAUACCAGGGAUAUACUUUUCCGGGCUAACAACAGCAACAAUAAAAUUCUCAAUCGUACCACGAAGAAGGCGAUGUAGCUCAGAAAACAACACCGGUAGGAUAUUAAAAAUAAGACUUUUGCCGGCGAAGCCAGUUGGCAGAACAUCUUGGCUGUCAACAACAAACUUUCGAAUAGAUGACUAGUUUAGUUUGGCUGUUCUUUCAGCGUCGUGUGUCCAAAAUUCGUCAAAGAUUUUGAUAAAGACCUUCAAAAUACUCUUUGUUUGAUUUAUUUUCUGCCAUAAAGCAUAUUAAAAGAAAAGAAAUUCGAAUAAAUCGAUAAUGGAUUUGUUACGUGCGUUUGACCUUUAUAUUAUUAUUGUCCCCUUGAGCCCUUGACCGAGCUAUUUUUAAAACUGUUGUUUAUGUGAACUUGCAACCAAUCAAAAUCUUAGGGCCUGAACUUCAGGUCAAAAUCUACAGGCACGAUGAUUUAUAUUUGAAGUAUUCAAGCGCCAACAGCGGUAUAUAUAUAUAUUUAUUAUAUAGUUUUCUUUGUUUUUCUUCAUUUUAAAUACUACUACUGUAUUUGUGGACCGCUCGGCCCCUCCAGGUAUAAUGAAAAUUGAUAGAACCCGCCCGCCUCACAAAAUGAACCGAUUUCAUUGCUCGACAUAUACAAGUGAUCUAUGGUCACAACCGCUAAUUAUAGACGUCUGGUAUUUCUAUAAUUAUAUUGGAACGAAACAUUAUUUCUUUUUUAAAGAAAUAUUUUCUUGUUGGUUCUGUGACAGUUUCUUCUUGGGUUGUUUUGAAAGUAAAUGGGUUACCGUAUCUUUCGGGAGGUCGUCUAUUUCUAUUUGCUCUUGGAAGUGAUGUUCCUCUUCAUCUUCCAAUUGAUCAUGUGUAUUUGGGAUUACUUCUCUAUUUCCCUCCACUUUAUCUUCGACCGGUUUCUCGGUGGUUUGGUCAUUUGAACGUUCGUUGUCAAGAUCAAUGUUUGGACUUUCCAAAAAGGACUCUUCUGGUCUAGCAUUCUCCCUUGCUGAGAAUGACUGAAUUUCAUCUUCUUUGAAGAGAACGUUACGGGCUUUGAUGAUUUUCUUUGUAGAAAACUCUUGUAAAAUGUACGCUGUACUCUUGUCAUCGUAACCGAGGAAUUUUGUUUUCACAGAUCUGGAAUCGAGCUUUCGUAAGUUGACUUUUAUUUUCCUUACAUAAGCUGUGCAACCGAAUACUCUAAGAUGAUUUCUUCUUGGUGCUUUACCAGUGAAUAGUUCAAAAGGACUCAUGUUUUGGUUGCUGUUUAUGCUCACUGUGAGAUUUCGAAUGUGGACUGCGGUAGCUAAAGCUCUUACCCAAUAACUCUUUGGUAAUUUUGCUUCAAUGAGUAAACACCGUCCCAUUUCUACUAAAGUUCGAUUAAAGCGUUCUGCGACGCCAUUUUGCUGUGGUGUUUCAGGAACUGUGAAUUCUUGUUUUAUCUUUGAAUCUCCGCAAUAAUUUUUAAAUUGCUUGGCUGUAUACUCUGCCCCAUUAUCUGUCCGUAAUCUUUGGGAUGUUCCUGCUUCCGCCACGUAUUCUUUGAAUUUGUCGAGAACUUGGGACUUGUUAUUCAUAUACUUUACAACUGAAUACUUCGUAUAUUCAUCUAUGAAGGUAACUGCAUAUUUUGACCCAUUUAGACUAGCUACUUCGAAAGGACCGAGAAUGUCUGAAUAAACAAGUUCGAGAGCUUUCCGAGCUUUGGUUUGUACUUCUUUUGGUACUGGUUUGCUUGCUUGUUUUCCCAUUGCACAUGUUUCGCAUACGUCUUUCGAGUUAUUCUUACAUCCAAUAGUACGCUCAACAUCAACUUUGUUGAGAUGCCCCAGACGUUUGUGCUAUAAACCGAUAUCUCCUUUGAUAUCUCCUUUGCUCGUGUUGCAAGUGACUGGGUCGAUUAGGUUUCGAAAGGUGACUUUUAGGAAGAACAGACCAGUGUCUUUCUUUAAGUUAAUUUCAUGACCAUCAUUCAACACCAUUCUUGCUUUACUCUCGUGAAAUAUGAAUCUAUGGCCAAAAAUAACGGCUGUAUUGACUGAAAGGAGGUUUACCUCAUAGCUUGGUACAUAAAGAACAUUUCUUAGGACCAUUUCUGCCAUCUUUCCAUCCAUUAACUGGACCGUUAUUGGCACGUCGCCAAUUCCUUCAACAGGUGUGAGGUUUCCUUUGGGAUCUCUAACACUCUUUUCAUUACAAGGACGUAGAUUUUCAAAGACAUUAUUUUGAUUUAUGAUGGGAUCUGUACAACCAGUGUCCACGAUUAAAUAAUUUGACUAUUCUGAGCCAUUGUUUUCUUCUUGCAAAGGACUUACGAAACAAUUGGAAUAAGAUGAGACUGCAGGUGGUUCUUUUCCUUGAGAUUUUUCUGUUUUCCCAGCACUUCUACAAGCUUUUGCCAAGUGACCUCUUUUCUUGCAUAUGGAACAUGUUGCUGAGCUCCUUUUAUUACAUUGUUUUGCGAAAUGUCCUGGAUUUCCACAAACAUAGCAAUUUUUCGUCUGUGGUGUCGAACUCUUAUUUCUAGCUUGUCUAUUUGAAGAAUGCAUUGCCACUGACGAAUUAUCUUCCGUUUGAUUUCUUUGUAUUCGACUGUUUUCAUAAUUUUGCAGUCGGGUUCUUAGUUCAGUAAAUGUCGACGCUGGAUUAAAACUUUCUUAUACAACAAAAUGUUCGUAUUUGUCUGGAAGACCAUUAAUAAUUAAUGCAUUAAACAGUGUUUCUGAUAUUUUCUCACCAGCUUCAGAUUGUCUUAUGAUAUUAUGUAAUAUAUGGCAAAAUCAUUAAACUAAACUAAACUAAACUAAACUAAACUAAACUAAAUAAACUAAACCCCUCCAUCAUUAAAAAAUUCUUACAUUCCCUCCUAAAAUAUUUGCUUGGAAAUGUCUGACACCACCCUUCCCUCAUUUCAUACCAGCCCCCUCCUGUAUUAAUAAGGAACGGUCCCUAAAGCCGGAAAAUUUUUUUAAAAUGAUUAAAUGAUUAGUCUGCCAAAAGAAAGACAUUAAAUCACAGGGGGGCAUAUGGAACAUGUUGCUGAGCUCCUUUUAUUACAUUGUUUUGCGAAAUGUCCUGGAUUUCCACAAACAUAGCAAUUUUUCGUUAAACAGUGUUUAAACAGUGUUAAACAGUGUUUCUGAUAUUUUCUCACCAGCUUCAGAUAGUCUAGACAUAAGCUCUUGAGAACGUAUAAAACAUUCGUGUAAUUUUUCAUCUUCUCCGAGCUGUAAACGCGAUAACUGUCUCACUAGACUUACUACGGUAGGCUUUUCCACGUUUGAAUAACGUUGCUGUAAUAAACGCCACGCUUUUGCUCCAUCACCCGUUCCAUCUGGGGACAAACAAUCAUGUCGAAUAUACAUAAGACUUGUUUGUCUAGUGCUAACGCAAUAUGACACCAAACGCUAUUCUUUCGCUCGUCGAUUUCUUUAAUUUGUUGAUUUUGUUGCUCUACUUGAGCUGUCCAUUCUGCUCUUUCAUCGGCUGUGGCUGCUUCGGUUAACGGAGUGACUUCUGGCAUUAAAACUUCCUUAUCGAGAAGUGACUUGUACAAACCUUUUGUUUGCAUAUACGCCAUAAAUUUCGUACUCCAUGCUGGAUAAUCCUCAGCUAAACUUGUGAAACAUAGCCACUUUAUAGUGUGACUGUCCAUUGUGGAAUCUACUGGGCCCAUAACCUGUUAACUUUUAUAGUUUUAUUGAAAGAAAACGCUUUAAAAUGGCUUCAUAUUUACAAAUAUGCCUUUCACAAAACAUGCAACGAACAACGAACGUUUUUCAAUAAUGUUCUCACGUGUUAAGGUCACGCGUCAUUCUUUAUCAAUGAAUGUCAACAAUGUUCCCAAUUUAUCCUUAUAUGCUCACAUGUAUACUAGUAUAUCCUAACAGUUCUUACACUGACAACUACUAACAGCAAUUAUUAUGCAUAUAUGUUAUUUACCGGCUGCGAGUUCUGUACGGAAAAAAAUAUUUUCCCGAGGUCUCAGAAGCGGCGCGAGGGACGCUUCUCAGGCCGAGAGAACAUUUUUUUAGUGCAGACCGACCUAAACGGUAAAUAACGUGUUUAUUUUUUAUUUGAUGCAUGGUUCAUGCUUAUAACAAAAUUCCGAUAAAAUUCCAGUUGCGAAGUACAUUUGAGAUCAGUUGCGUUUGUUACUUUGGUGCAAACAUCGCUGACAAACUGUUAAAACUACGAGCUGUCUUCUAUCAUAGCUGCAUCAGGCACUUAAAAAAACAGAUGAAAUAAUUAAACAUAGGGGAUAUAAGGCUGCGCAAAUUAAGAUAUGGACUUUGAUUUCGCGUUGAGUUUGACGUCUGCGUUGCUUGAUCGCGGAAAUCACAUGAUAGUUAGUCAUUAUAUAAAAUUCACUUUCUUCCUUGGCAACAAACCACAACCUGUACCUGUGUAGGUUGGUUCAUCGUCAUCUUUGUUUUUCAAAGCAAUCAUACCGACAGAUUUAACACACUUUCCCAUUCUUUGAACGUAGUUGUCUUUUUUUGUUAUAAAGGGAAAAAACAAAAAAUGAAGAUUUUGACCAAACAAAGUUAGGGUACUAAUAAUUAUAACAACAAUAACAAUAAAGAUGAGGACAGGGAUAAGGAUGAUAAUAAAUACGAUAUUAUUUCAAUCAUAACUCAUAGUGGGGCCCUGUGACCUUAACCAAACAAUUACCUAAGCUUGAAGCUUCACUUCAGUCUUCAAUUGACCAUCUGAAGUUCGAGCUGUCUUCCACUAUAGCUGCAUCGGGCACUUGAAAUAAUUAAACAUAGGGGAUAUAAGGCUGCGCGAAUUAAGAUAUGAAUUCUAUCACAUGAUUGGCAGGUUGGUAUCACAUAAGAUAGCACUGCGCUUGCGCCAAUCACUGCACGGUUUGCGACCAACGAGGGAAGACGUGUAUUUUGUCUUCUUGCUCUUUUCACCAAAGCGAAACAGAUCUAAAUAUAUUAAUAUUUAUUAAUACAUCUCUAGUACUUUUGACAGAACGUAGUUCGUCACUUCAAAGUACAAAAACAUAAUGACUUUAUAAAUGUAUUAAUUCUAAAGACUGUUGAUAUCAGUUCACUUUUUCUCCAGUGUUUCAUCACAUUUACCAGUGAGUGAAGUUUGAAAUUAUCAUCUUGGAUGAUAACAGUGAUAUUCAACCAUUUUGAAGAGCUUGCAACCAACAUGACGUCAUAAAUUAGCGGACAUAUUCACACUCAUUUACAUAUCAAACAAAUUGAAAUAUCUCAGGAACAAACCAUGCAAACAAAAAACUGAAAAAUAAGUUGCACUACAGCUUAAAGAGUUAUCUCAUUUAAGAAAAUAAAAAAUUUCAUGUCAUAUGCACUUUAAAUAUCCUCAGUGUGCUUAUCCCACUCCCGGCAAGCAGCCAUAUUUUUAAGAUCAGUGAGGAGGUACACCCAUGAACCAUAGUCACGCGAUCAUUGAUGAACUUUAGACUUCGCUAAUGCGUUCCUUUCCCCGGGUGUAAAUAGCCGAACGGAGUUAGUACACUCGCCCUGGGCUAACGCCCGGAACGGCGCUCCGCGCCGUUGGCUCGGGGAUAAAUUACUGAAUGGAAAUCCGUAUGGAAGUUAAUGCUAUAAUAUUUGAAUAAGGUUCAUUUGGGCUAUCAAAUCGCAAUUUGCAUAAGGUUAAUUUAAACUAUCAAACUGACUUGCGUUAGUGGAGAUUUCAGUUUCCAUUACAAAAUACAGAGGAAGUACAUACAGACGUCUCACUUCGGGUUAAUUUAGCGUAAGGGAUUUUUUCAGUCCGCCAUGUUCUUAGCAAGGUGUCCUAAAGAGAGUCAGUCACCCCCUGAAAACAAAUUGAAAUUUAAUGUUCCAGGGGGUGAAUCCCUCUUCAGGGCACUUGCUAAGAACAUGGCCGCCAACUAGUUCGGAAAAACUACCUUACGGUUUUGCUGCAGAAGUAAGACCUCUGUAUGUGGUACAGUGUGCAGCAACCUUUCGCUUAUAUUUUCCAAACAUGGAUUUAACAUGAAGUAUUCGUAAUUGGCCAAUACUGAACGCAAGCUCGCGUUGCGCGUACACGGUUAUUUUUAAAUUUUUAAAAAAUUUCAUAUUUUUUUGUAUAAAAUGACAAAAGUAUUUGAAAAUUUAGUACUUUUUACUAUACAACAAUGAAUUUCCGAAAUAUAUAAUGUAGGUAUGUUGUUUUGCAUUCUGGUUUGAUUUAAUGUAAAAUUUAAUCUGAAACUCUUCGUUAAAAGAGCGAGAGCCAGUUGCAGGGAAUCCUUUUUAAUAUUUUUAUGUUUCCGUAAAUGUAGUUUUUCUACGCCUGGCCAUAGUCUUUCGAGACAUGGUCUGGAAACUCAGUAAACUUCAAAGCGGUUAUAAUGAGCUGGGAUUUUAUGUUGAGCCGUAUCUUACACCGUGCACAUCCUUUGUUUUAGGUUUAUUAAUAUUUAAAUAGCAUGGUUGAAUGACUGAACUGAAACGUUGCUAUUGGAUGAUUCGUUCAUUAUACUGAAAUACAAUGUGUUCAUUGACCGUGCACUGUGCACAAAACUGCAUAAACGCGAACAAAAAGAUAGAACAAAGACUUUAGCGGAGUUUCCAAACCAUGUUUUGAAAGACUAUGGCCUGAUACACUCAUUACAUGUUCGUUAUGGUUUGUCGUGGCUCUUAAACGGGCGCUUUCUUCGGCGAAAUGAAUUAGGUGCAUGUGCAGUAAAGAUUAAUUAAGCUUCGUGAGAAAAAAAAUUCGCAUCGCCAGUGGGUAGAAGUCAGUUCUAGUCACUGCGAAAGCCAUGUGCAACCGUAUUUCACAGACGUAUUUCGCCGUCGUUGAAUCAGGCCUUAAUAAACUUAAGUUAAGUGUCCAGCUUUGGAAACAGUUCUCACGAAGCAAACAUAUUUCCCAAUAAAUUCAGAAACAUAUUUUGUUUCUCCAUGUGAUUUCUUUAGCGGAAACAAUUGUUUCUUGUUUGUCCACUUCCGAGAAGAAGGCUGAAUAUAAAAGACAAUAUUGUUUCCUGGUUUGCACACCUUUGGAAAGAAGGCUAGGAAACAAUGUUUCCUGAUUUGCUCAGCUUCAGGAAACAUGACUUGGGAACAAUAUAACCUGGUUUGCCCAACUUCAGGAAACAUGCCUAAGAAACAAUGUUUCAUUGUUUGCCCACUUUCGGGAAACAUGGCUCGGAAACAAUGUUUCAUGGUUUGCCCACCUUCGGAAAACAUGGCUUGGAAACAAUGUUACCUGGUUUACCAACCUUUCGAGAUAAAAAAAAUUGUGAAGGAAAUUCUAUCUUGUAUUUUAUUAUAGAUGCCAUUGGUUCAGAAAAACCAACACAGAAAAGCAAGAAGUCGUCGAAAGAAAGCCCCAUGUGUAGUUCUUGUGCUUCAAAAGACGAAACACCGCUUUCAAGUGACCGGGACAAAUGGCCCAUUGGUAAAAUCGAAAUUGGUUGUUUUCAACAAAUUUGCAAACUACUCGACUUUGCUAAUCGUAGCAAGGAACCACUUGUGAGCGCUUUAGGUGGCUUCAACCAAACAGAGGCUGCAUAUAUUGGAAUAACAUAUGAAGCAAAGGGAGGAUUGGGGACUGCCGAAGAAGUGCUCUUUAAGUGGGGAUCAAGAAAUCACGAAAAUAAUGUGGGGGCUCUUAAGAAGAUUGUUCAAUAUACUUUGCAAAGGAUUGAUGUUGUUGACGAGAUUGAAAAAUGGGAGAAUUCGUCUGUUUGUCAUGGAUGCGGUAUUAAAUUGAACCAUUGAACUGAAUAUAACUGGAAGGCUAAGUCAGGGGGGGAGGAGUUGAAGCCGUGCUUGAAGCUUUCUUUGUAGAUAGACCAAGUCCUUUUUUUAAGAUUUUUUUCAAAAUAUGCACAUUUUUUAAUCAGAUAAAUCUUGCCCCAAAAUACCAGUUAUACCACCGAAUUUAAUUUAUAUCAGUAGUACGAUAAACAUAUUCGCAAACCAAACAAAUUAUAUUAGAAAUUAAUUUCUAAUUCGAAUUAGAAAAAAAAUACGAAAAAACACGACCAUAAGCAGGGCACAUGUUAUUUGUUCGUGCUACUAAAUACGUCGAGGUAUUCUCUAAAUUUUUGGUUUUGUUUUAAAAUCUCGCUUCAAAAUCGUGUUUCAAAAGUUUAUAAUAAUGCGCUCAGUAUCCGAUUUUAACUGUGUAUUGCUCUACAUGCAGGCGUACCAAAUACAUCAUAAUUUCAGCGUAAAAUUUGCAUUUAACAUAAAAUUGGGUUAGAAAUUUGAGUUUAUUCUAAUGCAAACGAAUAGGGAAAUAUAUCAGGAUUAUAAACUCAGACUCAUUUUCCGGGGACGGGUGCGUUUUUGCCGUUACUACCAUUUGUUGGCGCGUUAGUCCUUGCCUUGUCAGCCUGAUAAGAAUUGAAGAAUUGCCUUCUAACUGUAUGCAUCACACGCCUGGAUAAUUACCAGUGGUUAAUCUUAAUCAAGCGACCGCGCGCGCCUAUAGUACGAAGUACAAAAUAUACAUCGUAAUAAUUUGAAACAGUAUUAAAAUGUUGGAUGCACUUACUUGUAAUUCCUUUCAAUUUCUUUUCUUUCAAGAGCUUCCCAGGCUUGGUUUGAGAGGCGGCAUACUUCAGAUAUUGGGCGGAAAUAAUGAAUUGUUGUCGCACACAGCCUCGGUUAAAAACAAGUGA